This is a messenger RNA of Zea mays, 1137 nucleotides long. RefSeq lists its product as uncharacterized. Gene Ontology annotation, biological process: response to osmotic stress. Bases 121 to 870 code for a protein of 249 amino acids. The record is from RefSeq and is marked validated. The transcript has a single exon. Gene Ontology annotation, cellular component: nucleus. Gene Ontology annotation, molecular function: calmodulin binding. NCBI's taxonomy places the organism in Eukaryota, Viridiplantae, Streptophyta, Magnoliopsida, Poales, Poaceae.
UCACCUUUCCUCGCCUACGCCUACCCCCACCACCUGUCACCCCAAUCCAAUUCCAAGCUGCGAGCUGUCGAGCUGCUGCACCUCCCCUCUCUCGCUAGUCGCUUCCAUUCCCUUCGUCACAUGGCGGCAAACCGCUGCACCGGCCUCGACCCAAUCUGGACCCACGCCGGCGCCAGCCACUGCUACUUCUCGUCGCCCCCCGGCUGCCUCACCUCCGCGGCCGCCUUCGAGAACUCGGCGCUCACCUCGGCGCUCCGCGCCUCCAUUGCGCCUGCCCACGCCAGCUCCGCCGCGGCCCGGCCCUUCUCCCCGUCCACCCCGUCCUCCUCGACCUCGUCCGCCUCCGAGCUCCUGUCCAGCGGCCACGACGCAGCUCCCGCGCCGGUGUCCAGCAGGCCGGGCCAGCCGCCCGCCGCCCGGGCCGUGGCGGGAGGACCUAGAGGGGGCCGCGUCGCCAAGCGCAAGCCGCGCCCGUCGCGGCGCCCGCAGACCACAUACAUCACCGCCGACCCCGCCAACUUCCAGCGCAUGGUGCAGGAGAUCACCGGCCUCCCCGCCCCUGGGCCCUCCUCCUCCUCCUCCCCCGCUGCCGCCGUCGCCGCGCCCAGCUGGACGCCCGCCGCGCCCGCGUGCGUGCUCCCGACACUGGACACGUCCGCUUUCUUCCUGCUCGACCGCGCCGCCGCUGCGCCAGCGCCGGUGGACAGGAGCCCGGGCGCGCGCGCGUGGACCGCGACGCACACGCACGCCGCCGUGGCAGCUGGGGCCGACGGCUCGGACUCGGCGGCGCUGCUAGAGCUGGAGGCACUGGUGCGCGCCAUUGAGGGCGAGUGUGGCUUCCCGGCCCUGGAGAGCUCGGGGCUCAUCUGAUGAGUUGGGAUUGGAGCUUUUGUCCGUCCGAAUGUCCGAUGGCACAUGAUCGGACGGCGGAUGUCGGUUGAGCCGAUGCCUUUGAGAUGUAUACUAGCAAGAAGUAUUAGGCUGCUGCCUGCUUUUAGUUGAGUACAUCUCUUCUCCAUGAGGAUUACAUGCAUGGUUCCUUCUAUUCUAGUCAGUUAAGGAGAUGACAGUGUUAAUUACUUAUUCCGUAAUGAAAUCUGAUGGCUUUCUUAACGUGAAGGCCUUUGCGUGUUCCCU